CGUACAGGCAGCUUAGCAACGCCUGCCUCCGAAACCUCCUUCCCGACACACAACCCGCGCCAACUCACCGCCGCCAGCGCUCAAAGCAACCUCGCAACUCAACCUCGCAAUGCUGACAUACAGCCUGCCGCGCGCGGUUCCGCGCAGCCGCACCAGCUCCUCGGCCGGCUACAGCCGCGGCGCUCGCAGCGGCAGUAGCCUCACGCCUGCUCGCUGCCGGCGGGCCGCAGCAGCCGUUGCGACGCCGCGCGCUUUCCGCGAGGGCAGUACUCCUGAGUCACAGCAGACACCCAUGCCGCUUGAUGCGCAGUUUCAGGCCGGGCAGGGGAGCCGUCUGUCGCGGCGCGGCAUGGCCGUCGCGGAGAAGAAGGCCAAGCUGGCGCCCUGGCGGCACGACGUGGGGCCCCUGGGACCCCGUGAGAUCGACAUCCGCGUCACGCACAACGGUCUGUGCCACACGGAUAUCCACAUGCGGGACGACGACUGGGGCGUGUCCAAGUUUCCAUUCAUCCCCGGCCACGAGGUGGUGGGCGUGGUGGUGGCUGUGGGCGAGGGAGUGCCCAAGGACGGCCUGCGCCCCGGCGACCGCGCGGGAGUGGGCUGGAUCAGCGGCUCCUGCCGCACCUGCGCCGCCUGCCUGCGCGGCGAGGAGAACGUGUGCGAGAGCGGUUACACCGGACUCAUCGUCAACGGCAACCACGGCGGCUUCCAGGAUGUGUGCCGUGUGGAUUCCGACUUCGCCUACAAGAUACCGCCCGGCCUGGACUCGGCCGCCGCCGCGCCGCUGCUGUGCGCCGGCAUCACCGUGUACUCGCCACUGAGGCGCCACAUGACGCGGCCCGGCAUGCGAGUGGGGGUGCUGGGUGUGGGCGGGCUGGGCCACCUGGCGCUGCAGUUCGCGGCGCGGAUGGGCGCAGACGUCACGGCGCUGGACGUGGCGCCGGACAAGGAGCGCGAGGCCCGGUCUCUGGGCGCACACCGGUUCGCCACCUGGAACACGGCCACCGGGGACAAGGGCAUGCAGGGCCACUUCGACCUGCUGCUCAACUGCGCCAGCGCCAAGAUAGACGCCGGCCAGCUCAUGAGCCUGCUCAAGAACAACGGCACCGUGGUGCAGGUGGGCAUCCCGGGCGGCCAGCCUCUGCUGCAGGUGCCGCUGCAGGACCUGGUGUUCGGCCAGAAGAAGGUGGCGGGCACCAUCGUGGGAGGCAGGGCAGACAUGCAGGAGAUGUUGGAGUUCUCCGCCAUCAACGGCGUCAAGCCCAUGCUGGAGAUAAUGCCGCUGUCCAAGGUGAAUGAGGCCAUGGACCACGUGGCCAGCGGCAAGGCCCGAUACCGCGUGGUGCUCACCAGUGACUGGCCCGAGACCCGCGGCGAGGGGCAGGAGGGCCAGCAGCAGUAGAAUUCAUCGGUUCCGGCCGGGGCGCGCUAGUGUUGGGCGGGUGUCGGCUGUGGUGGCAGCGGGGAAGGUAGCUGGGAAUGCAGGAUAGUGUUCGGCCAUGUCGCACGGACGGGAAAGACGUUGGUGCUCGCGGUUGUAGAUGUAAAGUGCCAAGUUGCAAGGGUUGGUACACGCGGGGCUCGAGUCCAGAGCCCUUGGGGGGAAUGGAAGGGCUACGGUCUGGGGUUUGGGGCGUGGGUUUGGGGUGUGGGGAAUCGGGCUCGGCGGAGGCGAAUUGAGCAGAAAAGUUGAUUUUAUAGACGUAUUCAUCAUUUGUAACAUAUCAGUCAU
Chlamydomonas reinhardtii is the source of this 1732-nucleotide messenger RNA. RefSeq lists its product as uncharacterized. The record is from RefSeq and is a predicted model, not a curated record. NCBI's taxonomy places the organism in Eukaryota, Viridiplantae, Chlorophyta, Chlorophyceae, Chlamydomonadales, Chlamydomonadaceae. The transcript is spliced from 12 exons. The coding region runs from base 110 to 1402 and encodes 430 amino acids. Gene Ontology annotation, molecular function: oxidoreductase activity, acting on the CH-OH group of donors, NAD or NADP as acceptor; zinc ion binding.